Molecule: messenger RNA, 4162 nt
Organism: Drosophila ananassae
Lineage: Eukaryota; Metazoa; Arthropoda; Insecta; Diptera; Drosophilidae
Product: zinc finger CCCH domain-containing protein 13
Exons: 7
Coding region: 381-3410 (1009 amino acids)
Source: RefSeq, a predicted model, not a curated record
UGCUUGUCCAUCCAAAACAGUCCAUCCAGUCCAAAACUCUGCCCGCAUAACACUCGGAUUUUUGUCAAUUUUUUUUAGUGUUCUUAGUUGAAGAAAGUGCGUUUUGGCCAACAGGAAACAGGAAUCAGUGCAAUUCAUAUAGCCAUAAAGAACUGGCCGCCAGAACUCGCAGAUACCCUCGGACACUGGGAGGAGUAUUUGAUAUAUUUGGCAGUCGUUCUGAGCCAUCCCCACAUGGAGAGCAGCAACCCCGGGGAAAUCUGAAUCGGAAACUGAUGCCUUUAACGAAAACUACCAUUUAACUCGGAACACAGAAGCCCAUUCAGAAGAGUAGCCGCAUUUUCGUUGAGUGUGCCCACGUCGCACAUUCCGGCCAGAAGAUGGCGCUGCGCCUGCGUCGGGACGUCCAGAAGGCCUCCUACUAUGUCUGGUUCCUGGGCGCCGAGGAGGCGAAGGGAUUGCGGGGCGCCCGGGUGAUCAACUCGGUGCUGCCCUAUCUCGUCGACCGAUCCCGGGGCCAAGAGCCCCUCAAGGUCACCCUCCAGGUGUCCCACAAGGGCAUCAAGAUUGUCCAGGGGGCCUCGAAGCACCUGAUCCCCCACAGUGCCAUAACCAGCUCCGUGCAGACGGACGACAUCGUCGCCUGCGUCCUGCUCCUCUACAACCCGGCCACCAAGUGCCCGCUCCACGUCCACGCCUACCGCUGCGACUCGGAGACCACGGCGGAGGCGUUGCACCUACAGCUGCAGAUCCUCAUCAACCGGCCGGACAACCAGAAGCGCUUUGAGGAGCUGGAGACCAGGCUGGGAAUCCUUCCACCGAUCCCCAUGAACUCCAGUAACAGCCACGGGGGGGACAAGAGGCACGAAUCCAAUGCAAAGUCCUCCGGAGGGGGAGGACCCUCGUCCCAGCACCACCACCCACUGCAGUCACAACAGAGCGGCGGAGGAGAGUCCGCCCGCGGAGGAGGAACUGGGGGCUACCAGGGAAGGCGCCACGAGACGUCCUCUCCCAAGCGAUUCAGCAGCUCAUUGGGCAGCGACACGGGAAACAGCACCCGCGAGUCUGAGUGCAGUGACGGACAAGAGCAGGGUCUGGCAGGGUCCUCCCCUGUAUCCCGCUCCCCGCCGCACGGCAAGUCCCAGAGCCACGCCAACUCGCACGGACACGGGCAUCCACUGCUCCACCAUCCGCCCCUGACGCCGCAGCAGAACAGCGACCUCUUCGAUUCCCUGGCCGCCGAGCUGAGGGCCAAAUUGAACGGGAACGGACCGCCAUUGCUGUUGCCCCCGAGGGACUACGACACGGUGCAUCGCUCUAAGGGGAAUCUCACAGCCAUCGAGCUGCGGCGGUGCCGGAAUGCCCUCAUUGUGGGGGGCGCUCCCAAACCGGGUCAGCCUGGACAUCCAAACGUAGUUAAUCCUGGCGGAGGAGCAGCCGGAGGCGCCACAGGAGGAGCUGCUGCUGCGAAUGCCAACGGCAAGCAGGUCUCGUCGCGGGGAUCUUCGGGCAUUGGCUCUGACCUGGCACCAAGCCCGGAGCGCCAGGAACUCAACAGCUCCAGCGAUGACGAGCACUGGUCCAACGAGGCGGACAACUCGGUCAUUGCCCUGAAGCCUUCGCAGAUCGCCAUGCCCCACAACGGGCAGCUGAAGCGAAAGAGCGCCGUCCAACCUCCGGAGGACAGCUACCUGAGGGACUUGCCCGCCAAGCCGUAUCAGCCACGACAGACCGACAGGGAGCGGGAGAUCGAGCGCGAGAGGGAGCGGGAGAGGGACCGAGAGAGGGAGAGAGAGAGGGAGAGGGAGAGGGAGCGUGAGCGAGAACGAGAUCGAGAACGGGAGCGGGAACGCGAACGGGACAGAGAUCGGACCAAAACCCCAGCAUCCAUUUCGAACAAGUCCUGGAACCGCGAGGACGAGAUCAAACCCAUCAUUAUGCGUCCGGCUGACUACGAUGCCAAGUUUAACCGGGUCCUGCAGCAAGAGCAGCACCAGCACGCGGGACAGACCUCCGGCAAGCUACGGGACACGGACAAGUACAACGAGAUCAACCGGCUGCUGAACAAGAAGCUGUCGCACGAGAGGGAGCGCAAGUCCCGCUCCCGCCUGGAUGAUCCGCUCGACGACUUCGAGGACUCCGACCCGGAGCAGCUCCAGCCGAGCUCCUUGCACAGCCAUGGACUGGGACACGGCCACCACGGACACCUGGCCCACCGCAAGGAGAACCUCACCGACAAGCAGAAGUUCCUGGAGUACACCUCCAAGAAGCAGCAGCUCCUGAAGAACUACAGCGGGGACUCUCCGGACGGGCAGAGGUAUCGCCAGCGCUAUGUCGAGCCGGAGGAACCAGCUCCUCCGCCGCCACUGGCCGCGGGCCACAAUAAAUACGCCGCCGUUCACCGGGGCACGGAUUUGGGCCAGAGGACCACCGAGAGGAGGCACGCGGACAGGGAAAGAGAACGGGAGAGGGAGAGGGAGCGAGACAGGGAUCGUGAGCAGUCUCGGGACCGCAAUCCCUACCGAGAGGCAGAGAGUCUCCCGUACAUCCAGUCCAUGGAAAAGAUGAUGAAGUCAACGGGAAUGCGCUACGGCGAGGGAACUCCCAAGACCCGGGAAAGGGAGCGCGAGCGAGAGAGGGAGCGCGAGUUCGGACCACCACCCUCCCACGGCUCGCAGAGAGACCGCUUCCACGACGCCAAGGACAAAUUCCGAGCCAUGGAGCAGCGACCGCCUGUAAACCGCUACCCAGACGUGGAAGAGCGGGAAGUCCACAGCCGGGACCCCUACAGGUCCUCCUCCCGCAGGCGGCGUGGCUCAAUGGAGCCGCCGACCACCUACGAGCAGUGGAGCCAGGGCGAGGAGGAGGUGGAGGAAGUGGUGGGUCACGCCGACGUGGCCCCCAGUCGGUCUAGGGCGAGGUCGCGCGGCGAAUGGGAACCGGAGCCACAGCCCACACAGUCCACCCGGCACCUGGAGAGGAGUCACCGCGACAGAGACAGGGAGCGGGAGAGGGACAGGGACUACAAGCGGGAGCACUCCCGAGAUCCUUAUCGCCACGACAGAGAACGGGAGCGAGAGCGCGAGCGCGAGAGGGAAAGGGAAAGGGAACGAGAGCGGGAACGCGAACGAGAACGAGAACGUGAGCGUGAACGGGAAAGAGAUCGAGAUCGCGGACGUGCUCACUCUCGGGAAUACGUGGAAACAAAGAACUCCGGCCACCUGGAGCGCUACCCCUCCCCGGCAGGUGCAGGCCCGCCGCCCUCGAGGCCGGUGGGGGACUCCGGAGCGAGCAAUCCCGGAAAGCAGCAGCUGAACAGCAUGCCGAAGGGCUACAGACACAGCUACGCGGAGCCGGUGUUCGCCAGGUCCGGAGGACGGGUGGGUCUGGCAGCAGUUAACCCCUACUAGCCGUGGGGCGUACCAUACCAUACAUAUACUUAUAUAGAGCCGUGCAACGAAACCUAGUUUAUUGGACAAGACAUGUUACGGAGUGGCAGGAAUACUUGAAGAUUUCAGAACUCUCAGACCACAGGGCGACCCCUGUGGGGAAUGGCCAACUAUAAGCUCGUCAGCGCCAACUCGACCAAGCCGAAUCAAGAAGUGCUCAAAGAAACAUAUGUAGUUCUUAAGUUCUAGGAGUGUAGGACUGCAGCGAGAGGUUUCUGCCACAGGCCAAAUAACCAACGAAGAUUUAGGAUAAGGAGACCACAGUGGCAGCUGCCUACGACGACUCGACACAUACUCAAUUGCCGCAGCAAUGCGUUCUUAAUGUUCUAUGUACCCCUCCCCGCCCAAUCUGCGCCUUAAAUGGGGGAUUGGGGACUCCAAUCCGGCGCCAGCCCCUGUACUUAUGUGCCUUCAGAGAAAUCGUGUUAAGAGGACUUACCUUACUGUAUAGGAUUCCAUCGAAAAGGGUAAUCGGAUCUGAAUCGUCUCGGAACUUACCUGCUUUUUUUUGUAUUUUUUCUUUAAUAUCCGAAGUUGCGCGGUUGGUAGGUUCUAAUUAUUUUUUUUUGCUAUGCAGUUCACAUAUGCCCCGAUAUCUGAUAUCUGUAAACAUAAUAUAGUUAAAUAAUCGAACUAUAUGUAAACACAUACAUAGCCGAUGUAUCUAUUGUUAUCAAUUUGACAUUUGCAUUAAUAAAGCGCUAGUAAAAAUA